AUAUUAAUAUGUUAAGCAGCAAAACCUCAAGCAAAACAUCCAAAUCUGGCUGUAUCUACAAUCAGAAAGUGUCCAUUGGAAUGUUCUCUAAACAGAGCUCCAUCAUUUCUUAACUGCUUUCAACAAAAGCAAAAUAGAAAUUUCAACAACACAAGAUAUCUAAAACAACCUGUGAAUUCCAAACAUUUAGAGCAGAAACUCCAAACUCUCCUAAUAAAGCAACUCCAUUUAAAACCAAAUAUCAUUUUAAUACUCUCUCCUAAUUGUCUAAAUUAGAAAGCAACAAUGUUUCUCAAAAUAUUCAGUAAGCCAAAUAAAAGAAUCCAGACACUAGUGAUGAUCUUGGAGAUGUGAGUAUUACAUUGAGAAGUCCUAGAGAUGAUUAAAUCAACAAAAUUCUCAAAAAUCUAAGAUUCAUUGGAGAACAAAUGACCCAUAAAAAAUUAACAUAAAUAAACUCUGGCCUUCUCCAACAAUGGCAAAAUCAACUGAACGAUAAUUGCGAUAACCUAAUCAAAAUCUUAUCCUCAGAACUAAACUCCUCCUCUAAUUAUUAUCACCCUUCCAUCCAUGUUGAUGCCUAAUUGCAGAAAUAGUUGGCCGAAGAGAAAAAAAAUAGACUCUUAGUAGAAGAACAAACUAGUAAAAUAAUUUAAAGUCAAGAGCAAUAAAUUAAAUAAUAUGUAUUUAUAUCAAUAAAUUAUUUAUAGAUCGAGACAAUCAAAUUACUUGAAUAGAAGUUGUUGAAUUCGAUGUGAUAGGCCCC
Molecule: messenger RNA, 766 nt
Organism: Paramecium octaurelia
Lineage: Eukaryota; Ciliophora; Oligohymenophorea; Peniculida; Parameciidae
Source: the annotation of a GenBank genome assembly